UGAAAAGAGGGAAAAGUAAAAAAAAAUUAAAAAGAAAAGAAGGGAAACGAUGAAAAAUAUGGGUCAAAGGAAAAACCAAAAAAGGAAACAGAAAAUGGGGCUUAUCCUCAAUUCCCCACUUUAGAGCGCGAAUCUAGAGAGAGGAACCGAUGGCGAGCUCGUCGUCCGAUGAUUUCUCCGUCGUCGUGCUGGCGUCCGACCUCGGGAUCGACGCGCGUCCGUUCCUCUCGAAGCAGCCGGCGGGCUCGCCGUCCGAGAUCGCGGAGGAGGACGGCGGCGACGAUUGGCACGAUUGCUCUCAGGAUCUCUCCCAUGACGAAGACUUCUCCGACCUCGAAUUCCUCCAGUUCUUUAGGCUCCAAGGCUCCGACAAGGCUGGCAACCGAAUUUUCCGCAUCGUCGGCAAGUACUUCCCUGCUCCCGUGGUGAGUGGAGAACGGCUCCGGAAGUAUGUUUUUCAUAAGAUAUGCAGUGAGCUUUCUGAAGGGCCGUUUAGCAUUGUUUACAUGCAUAGUACUGUGCAAAAGGAGGAUAAUUCUCCAGGCAUAUCUAUCUUGAGGUGGAUCUAUGAAGACCUCCCUGUGGAAAUUAAGGAGAGACUUCAACUUGUUUAUUUUGUCCACCCUGGAAUUCGUUCAAGACUGGUCUUUGCCACCCUUGGUCGGUUAUUCUUAAGUGGAGGGUUAUAUUGGAAAAUCAAGUAUGUAAGCCGCCUGCAAUACCUGUGGGACGACAUCAAAAGGGGAGAGAUAGAAAUCCCAGACUUUGUCCAAGAGCAUGAUGACAUUCUUGAGCAUAGACCGCUCACAGAUUAUGGCAUUGAGCCAGACCCUUUUUAUUUAACCGAGGUGCCUAACACAGCCUACCCCUUUGGGAGGUACGAAGACAGAUGGGCAACAAGGGAGUAUGCGUCUUGACAUCAUGGAAAACUAAGCAGCAAUUACAAGCCGAUGCUAGCUGAGCAUGGAUAAUCUUCUCCAGUUUUGUACAGAAUAACUGUCUGGUCACUCGAACUUUCUCUUUGUAAUCCUUUACCCUCGUCUUGUGGGACUAAAGCAUUAUGAUCUUCCCAUUCCGUGAAUGGAGAUUUGCUAAAAUACCUUGCAAUGUAUUCACCUCUGGUCCUGUAAACUUAUCUACCUGCACAUAUGGUGACUAUAUGUUUGGCUAUAAGCUGCAUCUGUAUUAAGCAGA
Rhodamnia argentea is the source of this 1194-nucleotide messenger RNA. RefSeq names its product rho GTPase-activating protein 68F. NCBI's taxonomy places the organism in Eukaryota, Viridiplantae, Streptophyta, Magnoliopsida, Myrtales, Myrtaceae. The transcript has 4 exons. The record is from RefSeq and is a predicted model, not a curated record. Bases 150 to 917 code for a protein of 255 amino acids.